Durusdinium trenchii is the source of this 312-nucleotide messenger RNA. The record is from the annotation of a GenBank genome assembly. NCBI's taxonomy places the organism in Eukaryota, Dinophyceae, Suessiales, Symbiodiniaceae.
AUGGGCAAAGCAUGUGCUGCGGCCUUGGGCAUCUACGCCUUGGCAGACCUCUCCUUCCUCCGGCUGCCGGGGCCGCCGCGAGCGCGCUCGUGGCCUUUGGGUCGCCGGGCAGAGGCGUCUGGAGUGCCAGCCUCCUAUGCGGAGCAGUUCGCCGGUGUUUUGCCGGACGACUUCUCAUGGGAGGAGUUUGUGGAGGCCUCCAAGCGGCCACUACGGCCCUGUGUCCGGGUAAACCUGCUGAAAGGCACAGUGCAAAGUGUUGAGCGCUUGGGAUCCCACCAUGCGUGGCGCCUGAGUGAAGCAGUGCCUUAG